GCUACAGAGGAACCAUGACGUCGUUUCCGGUAUCACGCCCGACAAUACAACAACAAACCUGCCAAGCUACGGAUCGUGGACGUGAAGACCAAGAAACCACAUUUGGUGGUUGUAUUGCAUUUUAACCCUAAAUGCAAAGCAACCGCACGACAAAAAAUCUUUUUGGUCAGACCCGCAACAAGUUUGAAAGGCAAUGAGAGCAGUGUUUUGCCCCGCUCCUGAUCUACCUACCUGGCCUCCCAGCCAUCAUUGACACAGGUUAGAUUGGUGCCAUGAGGUAAGAAUGAUGACAUUAAAGUGGUGAAUCGUCGACCACAGAUAAUUCCGAGCCCUGACCUCCAACCACCCACCCAUUGUAGUAAUAUGAGCAAUGGACUCGGGGACAGUUGACAGUCCUGUCACCUUGGUCAUCAAGGCGCCCAACCAGAAGUACAAUGACCAGACCAUCAACUGCUUCCUCAAUUGGACUGUGGAGAAGCUGAAGAGCCAUAUCUCCAUUGUGUACCCUAGCAAGCCGUUGUCCAAGGACCAGAGGCUUGUCUACUCAGGAAAACUGCUCCAGGACCACCUGCAGCUCAAAGAUGUGCUCAGAAAGCAGGACGAGUAUCACAUGAUGCACCUGGUGUGUGCCUCCCGCAGCCCCCCAGCCUCCCCAACGCUGCCCCGUCCCUCCUCCCCCACUGCCAACGCCAGCUCCAGCAGUAGCAAUUCCGAGGAUGCCGGCUCCGCCUCCUUGGCCGGUUCAGCCAAUCAGGCAAGUCCACCAACUGCCCCUUCCACCUCCGUACCAGGAGGUAAUGAUGGGCUGAGGUAUCGAGGGGGCUUCCCCCAGUCCGGCGCCCAUAUCACCACCGCUGCUGGUGCCAUGCCUUGGCCACAGGGGACAGCGUUUCCCCCCCAGGCAGGGCUGGGGCCCACCUCCGGCCCCCACCCCAUAUACACGCCCAUGCAGGUCCUCUGGUGGCAGCAGAUGUACGCACGGCAGUACUACAUGCAGUAUCAGGCAGCGGUGGCGGCCGCCCAGCCCGCUACUUCCGCCGCUCCCCUGGCGCCCCCUGGCCCCGCCCCCUCGCCACCGCAAAUGCAGCCGGCCCCGCCCAACGAGCGCAUGCCGGCGGCGCUGGGGCCCAACGCGGCGGCCCCCAACCCUCUGCCCGAGAACCCGCCGGCCAACGCCAACAUCCAGAUGAACGCGCAGGGCGGGGCCGUGCUGAACGACGACGAGCUGAACCGCGAUUGGCUGGACCGGCUGUACGGCGUGUCGCGGGCCGGCGUGCUGCUCGGCAUCGUCUACUUCUACUCCUCCUUCAGCCGCUUCGUCAUGGUGCUCGGAGCCAUGCUGCUGGUCUACCUGCACCAGGCCGGCUGGUUCCCCUUCAGGCCCGAGCAGCAGCAGGACCCCGGGGCUGGACAACGGGACGCAGCUCCGAGGGAGGAGGCGGAACGGCACCGGGACCUCCAGGAGAUGGAGCGACUGAUGGAUGAGGGCAUGGAGGACAAUGACGGUGAGGAGGAGGAAGGUGGAGGAGCAGGAGAAGGCGAUGAGGAGCAGAGCCAGGCCCAGGCCGCCGUCCAGCAGCCAGGCUUCCUCACCUCCGCCUGGUCCUUCAUCAGCACCUUCUUCACCUCCCUCGUCCCAGAGGGACGGCCCCAGCCUGUCAACUAAUGAUCAAGUCGUCCCCCACUCCCACCACAGACACUACCUUAAUGUCCACCGCCGUAGCACGACCCCUCCAUCCACCCGACCAACGCCACACCCCAGAGGCCGUGCUACCCAGGUUCACAGGGUACACUCUCCAUGGGAUAUGACUCGCCAGGAUGGUCUAGUCAGAACAGCCGGAUUUCAACAUGAAAUUCUGAAACAAUGAAUUUAGAUGGAGGGAAAUCUCUCUAGCUCAUACACACACACACACACACACACACACACACACACACACACACACACACACACACACACACACACACACACACACACACACACACACACACACACACACACACACACACACACACACACGUAUGACCUUGGUUCUAAACACCAACAGGAUACUGAAUGAACAAUUCCUUAUUAACUUCAAUCACCCUGCUGGCAUUUAUAACAAAUAUGACCACCAGGUGAACAGGGCCAAUAAUAGCCCAUUUAGCAAAAACAGCCUGUUAAACAAAACGAUAAAUCAACUGACAUUUUAGAAAGAACAACAUUAAAACAUCUAAAACGGCAAGUUAAUGGUACUUCUAUUUGAGAUUUUCUUUCAUUAAUUAUGUGAUCGUACGUAGAAGGGACUUCUAUUGUGAAAAAUUCAUAAAGGCUGCCGUAAUUCAGACACUUGGGAGAUUUCUGUUGGAAAUUGCUGGACGACUAAAGAAAACAUUUUUGUUUUUCAUGUUCAAUUGUAUUUUCAUGACAAUUGGAUAAGAUGAUUGAUUUUCAGUAAUGCAAUGCCAUCGUUUUGCCCCCCCAUAUGAAUUUACAUAAAUAUAUGAAGUUUAUGCAUCGUUAUUAAGCCCUCAAUAAUUGCUCUUUUUAAAUAAAUGCCUAGUUGCAGUUUGACUGAAUGCGCUGUAUUUCACCACCCUCUAAUGAUGUCCACAAGGGGGCGCCGUCGCCAUUCAGCAGAGCCUUGUUGCAGAAGAGGUCUAUUCAGUGCAGUGGUUGUGUUUACUGUUUCAUUGUACUACUUGGUACUAAAGGUACACUGCUGCUGCAUGACUAAGAAGUGCUUGCGCUUUUCUAUUAGAAGUUAAGGAAAUUGAUCCCUAAAAGACUCAGAAAUAAGUUAAACUGCGGUUGAUUAUUGUCCAGUGUACUAUUUGCCACCCUGUAAAUUAAAUAUGGCAUACAAAAAGCAACCUUGUAUAUGGCAAUAAACACACUCAAAAAAG
Gadus morhua (Atlantic cod) is the source of this 2883-nucleotide messenger RNA. It is a transcript of the gene herpud2, whose product is annotated as HERPUD family member 2. The coding region runs from base 371 to 1666 and encodes 431 amino acids. Gene Ontology annotation, molecular function: protein binding. Lineage: Eukaryota; Metazoa; Chordata; Actinopteri; Gadiformes; Gadidae. Gene Ontology annotation, biological process: endoplasmic reticulum unfolded protein response. The record is from RefSeq and is a predicted model, not a curated record. The transcript is spliced from 9 exons.